AAUCAGUUGGUGUGUGAGUAAAGUUUCGCUGUUUCGGUUAGAGAGAUCUAAGAUCCAAACGACUUUACAAAUGGAUAAAGACUUAUUUCGUAAGCUUGCUUCGAAGAUCGGGAUAACAGCUGUUAAAGUAUUGAGUCAAGCAGAGGAAUACAUGCGAUUAUCUCAAGUGAAGUGUGUUGGACUGGGUUCUGUGACAGCCACCAGCAAGGCCAUUAUCUGCCUCGAGUUGGCAGCGACUUCAAUGAAGUUUCCUCUAGACAAGGAGUAUGCCAUCAAACUAUCCGGACUGAGUCCUAAGGUGUACUCCAGUAAUCUGAAGUCUAUGGAGUGCAUGCUGGGCCUUCAGUCAAACCUGGGUCUCCGAGAUCUUGCAGUGCAGUAUGGCUGUUUGGAAGCAGUUAAAGUGGCCUCUCAGAUCCUUCAGCGGUAUGAGACCAGUUUGCCCGCUGCUCAGCAACAAGACCUUGACCUGUCUAAGCCUCUCUUUACCACAGCAGCUCUGUAUGCAGCAUGCAAGUGCAUGAAAAUCAGAGCUGACAGGAAAUUGGCUUCUUCAUCUGGAGCAAAGAAGGGGAUCUUUGACCGGCUGUGCACACAGUUUCAGAAAUUCGGACAGGAGAUCUGCAAUGGACCUACAUCUAUGGAGAAACCAGUCAAAACUGCUCAAAAGAGGCAGAAGACUCUCACUGAAAUACUAGAAACGGAAGAAGAUGAUGGAAAGAUUUCAACAUCCCCUAAACAAGAGCGAGUUGAGAAGACUGAGGAAGAAGAGACAAAAAAUUAUGAAGAGUGGAAAAGAAAAAUCCUUGAAAAUGCAUUAAAAGCAAAGCCACUAGAUUCUUGAACUCUGUAAGGUUCUAUGUUUCCAUUUUAUUUAAUAAUGGUUCUGCAUAAUGUCAACGGGACCUUUGAGCUGGAUUUAAUACUCUAUUACGAAGAGUAGUUGUCUGCCUUCUUCUGGUUUCAUAGUUUCAUUCAAAUUUGGACAUUUCCAGAGGAAUUUAGGCAGUUUUUAUUAUCCUUUUGAUUUAUUGCCAUUUCACUGUGCAAGGAUGGUUACUUUUUAUAUGACCGCUUUAAUAUUGUGCCUGUGUUUAAUAAAGGUUUGCUAAGUGUUAAGUUCCUUACUUAGAUAAUGCAUUUUUAGAUUGUAGUAUUUUACCUUCAUUUAGUUGGCGUGUUAAUGUUUGUUUGAUCCAAUAUGAUUUGGCUGAUUAUGUCUUGUGACAAUAUGAUUUUAUUUCUCGCAGUGUUCUGUGGUAUUGCUUUGAAUCACCUUUGAAAAAUCUCAUAGGUGGUGUAUGUUAGUAUUUAAGAUCUUCUGGGUGUUAUCCGUUUGUUUCAAAAAGGAUUGGCUCAUCUGCUUCCAGUUUCAGUUUGAUUUUAAUAUGAAUAAAAUGUAUAUUCUUGACACAAUUAAUUUUUCUCAGUUUCUCUGGGAUUUUCAUUUCUUGAAUAAACACUAAUUCUCUUUGG
Molecule: messenger RNA, 1476 nt
Organism: Carassius carassius (crucian carp)
Lineage: Eukaryota; Metazoa; Chordata; Actinopteri; Cypriniformes; Cyprinidae
Gene: orc6
Product: origin recognition complex, subunit 6
Exons: 7
Coding region: 71-844 (257 amino acids)
Biological process (GO): DNA replication; DNA replication initiation
Cellular component (GO): nuclear origin of replication recognition complex
Molecular function (GO): DNA binding
Source: RefSeq, a predicted model, not a curated record